CACAAACUUGAAGAUAGAAAGUACAAUAAAUCUACGAUGUUAAGUAUAAAAUGCAACAUACUAUAUGUAUAAAUAUAUAGAAAAAUAUGCAUAUGUGUAUAUGCAUACACAAUAUAUAUGUAUACAUACGUAUAUAUACACACAUACAUAUACAAACACAGAAUAUUCAAGUAGCUACGCGACAUACCGAAUUCAUUAAUUGCCAUUUAAUACAGGUAUAAAAUCACGAUUUUGACCUCAUUGUGACAUCUUGUAAGAUGUUCUGGUACCUUGGAUAAUAGUAUUCUAACACAUAACAGUAUCUUUCAAUCAUCUUUUCUCAAGCUAUUUAUUGAAAUUAAAUGCAUAUUGUAUUAAAAUCUAGUAUACGCCAUCAGAAUGACACACAGUAUCAAAAUUGUGUUAUUAUUAUUAUUGUUGUUGUUGUCAUAUCUGUUAGCAAGGUAGCGAUAUUUGUAUUAACAUGUAUUAAUAUCGAAUAAUUUUCAUACUCGUCCAGUAGGUGAUAUUUUAAUAAAAUCAUUAAACAGCUACGGUAAAUCUUUGCAACAACAGCAAUAACAGCAAGGAUAAUAUCAAAAGGAUAAACAAAGGAAUAACAAUGUAAAUGAAACAAUGUUUCGCUCUUAGUACGUGUACAUGUGUAAAUAGCAAUACAUAUGUAUUCGAUUCGGGAUGUUUCGUAGCUUCGAUGUGUUAAGUAUGUAGUGUACGAAAGGUUUUAAAUGCUUAUGCAUUCGAUAGGUUUACACGAGAGCUUGACAAAUUCUUCGUACUCGGCGGAAAAGGGAGACAAAUAGCUUGAAACUGAUCGCGAUAUUUGACGCUUGUCGGUUCGUUGAUACUUGGGAAAUUAUUGAAAGAGAAAAGAAAUGGUAUAAUCGUUUGGCUUAUACAAACGGCGGUGACGUCAGCGUUGAAGUCAGCGGCGAAGGUGAGGGCAGCAAUGGCAAUAGCCGCGUAAAUCGGUGACUGUAAACGAGCGUCCUAUGUUAUACACGCGAAUCUCACAAAACUGAAAAUAUCACCAACUGAUAAUAUAUGUACGUGAUGCGCGAAUUGUAUCCUUUUGGAAAACAGAUGAUAGGAUGGCUCUAUAUUAAAUACAAGACGAAGAAUUUGCGUAUCACUCGAAGCCACUUGCUUACAAAAGAAUCUGCAUCGUUUUGGGUAAUGAAUCUUGCGAUUUAGACUCCGCCGUAUCGGCAUUGAUUCAAGCUUUUUCUGAAUAUUUAGACGGAAUUAAAAGGAAAGAAACAGAUUUAGCGGUUAUUCCGUUGAUGAAUAUAUCUGAAAGAGAGUAUCGUGUAAAAACUGAAGUCGUAUUCUUCUUGAAACGUCAUAACAUACCUUCCAACUUGCUGACAUUUCGGGAUCAAAUAGAUUUAAAAGCUUUAAAGAAGAAUGUGGAAACGAAAUUGGAACUGGUGCUCGUUGAUCAUCAUAACCUUCCGGACGAAGACACUUAUCUAAUGGAUUCUGUAGUAAAAAUAAUCGAUCACAGACCACAAGACGAACGGUGGCCGUGGCCUGGUAGAGAAAUACAUCUGGAGAGCGUAGGCAGUUGCGCAACGCUAGUGGCGCGAAAUUUAUUCGAUAAACAUGCAGAAAUAAUAGACUCGCAGAUAUCGAGUCUUCUGAGAGGUCCAAUCUUGGUCGAUACUUGUAAUUUUUCAAAAGAGGCCGAUCGUGCUACUCCUGCCGAUGUGGAAAUCAUAGAAUCUCUGGAAAAAGUUGGACUAUUAGAUCUAGACAGAGAUAAAGUGUUUCACGAGAUCGUUAAAGCAAAAUCUGACAUUAGCGAGUUGACUAUCGAUGAUCUUUUGAUCAAAGAUUUAAAAGUAAUUGUUGGCAUACCGAUUGUUGGAUUGCCUAUGUUGGUGAAGGAUUUCCUCCAUUUACAAGAGGCUCAUCUAGAAAGUCUUGAAAAUUUUGCCAAAUGUAAAAACACUACGAUCGUCGUUCUAAUGGGAUUGCAACUUAAUGCGCAAGAAAUAUCUCGAGAUAUCGCUGUUUUUUCGUCUCAUGCCAAUCGGCUAAGAGAUAAGAUAAUAGAAGCUUUAAUGGUGUCUACGCAACCAUCUCUCGAAUUGAGUUUGAUUAGAAAAAUUCACCAAGAAGAUGGAGAUGUUAAUUUGUUCCUUUAUGAACAAAGAAAUCUACGUGCCACGCGAAAACAAAUUUUACCGAUCAUUCGAGAUACCGUUUUGUUGGAGUGUCGAUGCUGAGUAACAAUUCGUGAUAGAAUCUCUUGCUUGAAGUUGAAUUUAUAAAGACAAAAUGCGAGAGAUUAUAAGAAGUCACAUUUCAGAUGGCAGUGUCAGUUUCUUGAGUUCAGUCUUUCAAAUAAAUGAAAUAAGAACAAUAGGAAACAAAA
This is a messenger RNA of Bombus pyrosoma, 2377 nucleotides long. It is a transcript of the gene pn, whose product is annotated as exopolyphosphatase PRUNE1. The coding region runs from base 1281 to 2228 and encodes 315 amino acids. Gene Ontology annotation, molecular function: exopolyphosphatase activity. The transcript has 6 exons. NCBI's taxonomy places the organism in Eukaryota, Metazoa, Arthropoda, Insecta, Hymenoptera, Apidae. The record is from RefSeq and is a predicted model, not a curated record. Gene Ontology annotation, cellular component: cytoplasm.